This is a messenger RNA of Scomber japonicus (chub mackerel), 4554 nucleotides long. RefSeq names its product collagen type XVIII alpha 1 chain a (gene col18a1a). The record is from RefSeq and is a predicted model, not a curated record. The transcript has 41 exons. Lineage: Eukaryota; Metazoa; Chordata; Actinopteri; Scombriformes; Scombridae. The coding region runs from base 1 to 4275 and encodes 1424 amino acids.
AUGAGGAUCCAGUUUGGAGUUUUGUUUUUUUUUACCCUGUGGGUGGUCUACUGUGAUGCUUGGUUCUGGUCUAGUAGUGGGACUGCUACCACUACUUUGGCUCCAUCAGUGGAACAUGAGGGGUCUGGUAGUGCAGGUAGUGGAGAACUGCCAUCAGACAAUAUUGGAGCUGAGAUCAUUGAUGAAGGACAUGGGCCCCAUAAAGCUGCACAGACUUGGGAUGGGCCUACUGACGCUCCUCGACUGACCGCUCCAGUACCUACAAGGCAACUACAGAAUCAACGUACAUCAGAAAGGGGCAGAGCAGAGAUUCGGUCUCACACACGUAAACCUGGUAAUAGCACAUCUUCAUUAGAGGAAGAGAGUGGAGUCUCCCUGCUGCAGCUCAUUGGGGAACCUCCUCCAAAUGAGAUCACCCGAAUCAACGGACCAGACAACAGCCCCGCCUACGUCUUCGGCCCCGAUGCCAACACGGGCCAGCUGGCUCGCGCCCACCUGCCGAGCCCAUUCUACCGAGACUUUGCCCUCAUCUUCAACCUGAAACCCACCUCAAAUAAGGGAGGUGUCAUCUUCUCUGUCACAGAUGCGGCACAGCAGAUCAUGUAUGUGGGUGUUAAACUGUCAGCCGUACAGGGCGGCAACCAGAAUGUCAUCUUGUACUACACAGAGCCCGACUCGCAGCAGUCGUACGAGGGGGCCAGGUUCCUCGUGCCCUCGUUGAAGGAUACCUGGACUCGUUUUGCCAUCGCUGUGAGGGACGACAAGGUGAUGUUCUACCUCAACUGCGACACAGACCCUCAGGUGGUGCGUAUAGAGAGGUCGCCGGAUGAGAUGGAGCUGGAGGCCGGCGCUGGGGUCUUUGUCGGGCAAGCUGGAGGGGCCGAUCCUGAGAAGUUCCUGGGUGUGAUCGGUGAGCUGAGGGUGGUGGGAGACCCUCGUGCUGCUGAGAGGCAUUGCGAAGAAGAUGAAGAUGACUCCGAUAUGGCUUCAGGAGACGGAAGUGGCUACGGAGAAACCAGACCAGACACGAGGAAACCUACGUGGACGACUACUCCUGCAUCUUCCCGGCCCAUUCAGCAGCCACCGGUGUCCAGGAAAGAGGAAGUGUCAGUUACAAGAGAGACAGGGCCAAUUGGGGCUAGAGGAGAAAAAGGUGACCGAGGGGAUAGAGGAGAGAAAGGAGAUAGAGGGCCAAUUGGGGCAAAGGGAGAUGCAGGUUCAGGCUCUGGCUCCAGUUCACGGGGUGGAGCCCGUGGAGAGAAGGGAGAACCAGGGGAAACAGGAACAAAGGGCAAUGCAGGCUUUGGCUACCAAGGAACGAAAGGAGAACCCGGCGUUCCUGGGCCCCCUGGUCCCCCUGGGCCCCCUGGUACUACGUCCGAUAUUUCAACUGGCAGUGACGGCACAGUUGUUUCGAGAAUCCCUGGCCCCCGAGGACCACCUGGACCACCAGGUGUCUCAGGCCCAGCAGGUUCACCAGGAGCUGAUGGAGAGCCAGGUGAUCCUGGUGAGGAUGGAAAAACUGGUGCUCAAGGACCUCCAGGCUUCCCAGGAACUCCAGGUGACCCUGGACUCAAAGGAGAUAAGGGAGACCGUGGAGAGGGACAACCUGGCCCCAGGGGGCUCCCAGGUCCUCCUGGACCCCCAGGACCUGGACUCAGAUCUACUUUUGUGGACAUGGAAGGCUCAGGGUUCCCCACUUCAGAGUCUAGUCGGGGACUGCCAGGUCCCCCAGGUCCCCCUGGUCCUCCCGGUCCUCCCGGUCCCACUACAACAGGUACAGCAUUGAGUUCUGGGGCAUUUGGACCACCAGGAAAGGACGGGGCACCAGGUCAACCAGGUUUGCCUGGUAUGCCAGGUACUGAUGGCAGCCCAGGACGUUCUGGUCCCAAAGGAGAAAAGGGUGAUUCAGGCGAGCUGGGUCUUCCAGGAACAAUUGGAGAGAAGGGGGCUAGAGGAGAUCCUGGUUUACCGGGAUCAGCAGGAGACCCUGGACUGGCUGGUCUGCCUGGACCACUGGGACCAGUUGGGCCACCUGGGCCUCCUGGACCUCCUGGACCAAGCUAUCGUGUUGGAUUUGAUGACAUGGAGGGCUCUGGAGGAUUUUUGUCUAAUGGACUUCCUGGUGUCAGAGGACCAGAAGGAAGUCAGGGUCCUCCUGGCUUGCCCGGACUUCCAGGUAAACCUGGUUUGCAAGGUAUGCCAGGUCUAAAGGGCAUGGAGGGUACUGUGGGAAGAGAUGGGCAACCAGGAUUGGAUGGCUUCCCUGGACCUCAGGGGCCAAAAGGUGACACAGGCGACAAAGGAGAGACGGGUGAACCAGGCCGUGAUGGAGUCGGCCUCCAAGGCCCGCCAGGUCCACCUGGACCGCCAGGAAAAGUCAUCUACCAACCUGACAAUUUUGAUGGUGUUUCUGGCAGAGUUGGGGCUCAGGGAGGACCUGGUUUACCUGGUCAAGCUGGAUUCCCUGGUCCGAUUGGACCAAAGGGUGACCGAGGAGACCCAGGCCCAGCAGGUUAUGGACUGAAGGGUGAGAAGGGUGAACCAGGCUUAAUAAUUGGUCCUGAUGGAAAUCCUCUGUAUCUGGAUGGGGCAACGGGUGUGAAGGGAGAUAGAGGACCUUCUGGACCAGCUGGACCCCCUGGCCCGUAUGGACCUACUGGAUUAAAGGGUGAAAUUGGAAUGCCUGGAAGACCUGGUCGUCCCGGAGUAAAUGGAUACAAGGGUGAAAAAGGAGAGCCAUCAGGAGGUGCUGGCUUUGGCUUCCCAGGAGUCCCCGGCCCUCCCGGACCUCCUGGACCUCCUGGACCAGCCUUUCCCAUUAAUCGCUUCAAUGGCUAUGAUGAUACUUCGAGGAAUUAUCCAGGAAAUAAAGGGGAGAAAGGAGAUAUUGGACCUCCAGGGAUCCCAGGAUUGAGCCCAUUUAAUGAUAUUUACACAUUGAAGAAUGAAUUGAAAGGAGAGCAAGGAGGCCCAGGAGUGAAGGGAGAAAAGGGAGAGCCUGGUGGUGGAUAUUAUGACCCGCGGUAUGGCCCAUCAGGGUCUCCUGGCAAACCAGGCCUACCGGGACCAAAGGGAGAUUCUAUAAUGGGCCCUCCUGGACCACAAGGACCACCAGGACAACCAGGGAUUGGUCAUGAUGGGCGUCAAGGCCCUCCAGGUCCACCUGGACCACCAGGUGUGCCAGGGUCUUACUCUCAAGCCGGAGGAUACAGGCCUAAUCACCCUGUCAGUCUACCAGGACCUCCCGGUCCUCCUGGACCCCCUGGACAUCCAGGUUCAUCAUCUGGGGUCACAGUUUUGAGGACAUAUGACACCAUGAUUGCUACUGCCAGACGCCAAGAGGAGGGCAGUCUCAUCUACGUCAUAGACAGGGCAGACCUGUAUUUAAGAGUCCGCGACGGACUGCGACAAGUCAUGCUUGGAGAGUACAGUCCCUUCUUCAGAGAUCUGGAGAAUGAGGUUGCAGAGGUCCAGCCUCCACCUGUCAUCGUUGCCCAUAACGGGGCUGGCCAUUACUCCAAGGAAGUUUCUGCUGCACGACCCAUCCAGCCUCCACCACAACCACCUGUAGAACCCAGAUACCCCCCACAGUAUGAUCCCAGGUUCCCAGAUCCCAGACACACGGGUCACACAGAUGGAAGAACAGCCACCCACAAUGAUAACAGAUACGCUGUCACUCCCCAGCGACGCCCCAACCCACCUGUGGUGCAGCCUGCAGUGCAUGUGGACUCAUCUGCAUCAGGACUACAUCUCAUCGCCCUGAACGCCCCUCAAACUGGUAACAUGCGAGGAAUUCGUGGGGCAGACUUCCUGUGCUUCCAGCAGGCCCGUGCCAUUGGUCUGAAAGGCACCUUCAGAGCUUACCUGUCCUCCAAGCUUCAAGACCUCUACACCGUCGUCCGCAGGUCGGACAGGGACAGCAUCCCCAUUGUGAAUCUCAAGGAUCAAGUGCUGUUUAGCAGUUGGGAGUCCAUCUUCAGUGACGACGCAAGCAAAAUGAGAGAGAAUGUACCACUUUACUCCUUUGAUGGCAGAGAUAUCCUCAGGGACAGUGCAUGGCCAGAGAAAAUGAUCUGGCAUGGAUCAAGCAAGAAAGGCCACCGGCAAACAGACCACUACUGCGAAACAUGGCGGGCAGGCGACCGCGCUGUGACGGGUCUGGCAUCAUCACUACAGAGUGGCCACCUCCUGCAGCAAAGCUCCUCUAGCUGCUCCAGCUCCUACAUCGUCCUCUGCAUCGAGAACGCCUUGACAACAUCCUCCAAAAAAUAAAUGCCGUCCAUCCUCCUUUUUUAUUUUUUUUAUUUUUGUGUUUUGGGCCCCAGUUAAACACAGUUUUUUUAUGUCCAAGCAGACAUGUUUUUCUAAUUCCUUGAUAACAUGCCUUGUGAACAUGUGGCGUCCAAUGAACUGGCCCUGAGGCUCUUUGCCUGGCAGAGACGCUUUGCAUCGUCUGCUCCUCCCCUCCCCAAACGCCAAAGAGAUGGGUCGGACAGAGGGAUCCUUUUUCUCUGGAGCAUUGGCACAUAUUUUCUUCAAGGGGUGGAACAA